AUGGAUCAUCCUGACGACCAAGGUCUUAGCAUUGUCUUGGGCACUGGCAACAUACGUGGCAACGAGCAAACUCUCCAAACCAAAAUCAAUACUACCGAGCAACUACAGCCGCUGCUUGAUGCUCUCAUUUCCCACGGCCAAACCAGAAUCGAUACCUCUGCUCGCUACCCAGCUGGCAAUUCGCUUGGCUCCGAGACCUUGCUGGGAAGCACCGAUCUCUCCCGCUUCACCAUCGAUUCCAAGAUCUUGCCUGCCUCCAUCGCCACCAGUCUUGCCACGCUCAAGAUUCCCGAACUCAACACCAUCUACCUGCACGUUCCCGACCGUACCGUACCCCUCAGCACCACCGUUCCCGCCAUGGCCGCUGCCGUCCCGCAGGGGCAGGCCCGUCACUGGGCGAUCUCCAACUACCCCAUCACCGAAAUCGAGGAAAUUGCCGCCCUCCUCCCCACCCUCCGCAAGCACCGCAUCACGUUCUACGCCUACAGCCUUGCCGCCGACGGAUCCUUCGCGCCCUCAGGGACGCCCAUGUAUCUAGACAACGCUGCGGGCGACCAUACGCGCAAAGCCUGCAGCAAGGACAAGACACAAGCCGCGAUCGCGACGGUGCGGCAGCUGGCGCAGCAGCAGGGCAUCAGCGGCGAUGAGGUGGCUCUGCGAUGGGUGCAGCACCACAGGGCGCUCCGCCCCGGAUUCGGCGACGCCAUGAUCGUCGCGGCCAGUAGCGCGGGGCAGCUAGAGACGACACUUACGGGAUUGGAGAAGGGCCCGUUGCCGAAGAAUGUGCUGAGCGCGACGGAGGGGGCGUGGGAAGAGGCGAAGGGUGCAGCGCCGGAUCAUACGCCUUUCAUGGAGACGUAA
Cyphellophora europaea CBS 101466 is the source of this 861-nucleotide messenger RNA. RefSeq lists its product as uncharacterized. Bases 1 to 861 code for a protein of 286 amino acids. NCBI's taxonomy places the organism in Eukaryota, Fungi, Ascomycota, Eurotiomycetes, Chaetothyriales, Cyphellophoraceae. The record is from RefSeq and is a predicted model, not a curated record. The transcript has 4 exons.